Molecule: messenger RNA, 2374 nt
Organism: Bombyx mandarina (wild silkworm)
Lineage: Eukaryota; Metazoa; Arthropoda; Insecta; Lepidoptera; Bombycidae
Product: E3 SUMO-protein ligase ZBED1-like
Molecular function (GO): protein dimerization activity; DNA binding
Source: RefSeq, a predicted model, not a curated record
CGAAACGUUAUAAUCAGUGCUGCCAAUAUUAAUUAAACCAAAACAACAAUAUGGCCGACCGAGUUUCUGCUGUGUAAAUGUAUAUUGUGUUUUUGUUACGAUACGAGUUUUUGCCUUGUUUAAAUCUAAAAAAGAAACUAAUUUAUGAACAGGUAUGUCAGUUAUAAUGGGACCUAAGAAAAAAAGUUCCGUUUGGCAGUUCUUUAACAAAAUUGACGAUAAGAAAACGAAAUGCAAACUAUGUCAAAAGGAAAUUAAGUCUGCUGGAAACACUACGAACUUAAUUGGACAUAUUCGUAAUGUUCAUAAGGCUGCUUAUCUCGAAAUUCAGCCGAAACAAACUACAUUCAAUGCAGUAACUACUACAGACGAAAUAUCGAAUCCUCUGGAUCUGGAUACCAAAGUUACGCCUUAUAAUAAAAUGGAUGAUGGAGUACUUCAGUUUCAACCUGUUCCAAGUUGCAGUGGCAGUCAAAGAUCCGGUGCACCGUUACCAAAAACCGUAAAUGAAACCAUUGAUUCAGACUUAGACGAAAACGUUACACCUUUAAAACGCCAAAGAACAAUACAGGCCGCUUUUAAAGAUAUUUCCUCUUACUCAGAAUCUGGAGCGAAGACAAGGAAACUGAACAACUGUUUGUUAUUCAUGAUUUGCAAAGACCAUCAGCCAUUCUCAAUCGUUGAAAACGAAGGCUUCAAAACUCUAAUGAAAACAGUUGCUCCUCAAUAUAAGCUCCCGAGUAGAACAACUCUAAGACGCUGGCUGGACGAUAAAUAUGAAGUAAUUUCAGAAACAAUUAAGAAAAUGUUGUCCUCUAUAGAAGAUAUAACCCUAACAACAGAUAUUUGGUCGGAUACCUUGAAUAUGAAAAGUUUUUUGGGCAUCACAGCACAUUUCGGAAUAGACAUUGAACUAUAUUCAGUCACCUUAGGUGUGUACGAAUUGGAUGAAAGACAUACAUCAGAUUAUCUUUCUGAAAUUCUCUUAAAGGUAUGUCAAGACUGGAAAAUCGAUCAAGAGAAUGUAACAGCUGUUGUUACUGACAACGCAGCCAAUAUAGUUAAGGCGAUCGAAUUAGCGUUUGGUAGAAGGAAACACAUCCCAUGUUUUGCCCAUACUCUGAAUUUGGUGGCUGAAGGCACAAUGAUAUGUAUUGAGUGGAGAAACAUUGUUUCUAAAGUAAAAUCAAUAGUGACUUGGUUUAAACAGAGUUGCAUUGCUAGUGAUGAAUUACGUAAAGCUACUGCUGCGGCUACGGAGUCUUCUGCUGGAGCAGCUGAGGUAAAAUUAAUACAAAGCGUGGAUACUCGCUGGAACAGUACAUAUUAUAUGUUACAAAGAUUUCUAGAACUCCGUAGUGUCAUAAAUGAUAUUCUCUUCCGCCACCCUAGAGCACCUGCAAUGCUGAGUGCAUCGGAAAUAUCUACUGUAUCGUCUGUCAUCAUGGUAUUGCGACCCUUAGAAGCGGCUACAAAAGAAAUUUCAGGUGAUAAAUACUGCACAAGUAGUAAAAUUAUUCCCUUAGUUCGUUGCAUGCUCUCUAAAAUAACUUCAGCUGUUAUAGAAGAUCCCGUAGCGAAAGAGGUGCAGAAACUUGCUAUUAAUGAAAUAAAUAAAAGAAUGGGUUCAAUAGAACAUGUGAAUGCUCUGGCUAUCGCAAGUAUUUUAGAUCCACGGUUUAAAAGAAUGCAUUUCAAUGAUCCGAUAGCUUGUUCGAAUGCUGUUACGAAAAUUAAAGAUUUAAUGAAGAAGAAUUUGCAUAGCAAUGAAGAACCUGAGUCCGAUUCUGACAAGUCCGAUAAAAAUGAAGAGGCCUUUUCAUUAUGGACUGAUCACCAUAAGUUAGUGCAUCGUAACUGGAAAAUUAACAAAUCUGAAGACGUUUUGUCUGACGAACUUUCCGUUUAUCUCCGAACUCCUGUUGGAAGACUUAAAGAAAAUCCGUUAGAAAUUUGGAGAGAUUACAAAAUACAAUUCCCGAAGCUGUACAAAAUAGCUUUUAAGUAUUUAACAAUAGUUGGCACGUCAGUCCCUUCAGAAAGACUUUUUUCACAGGCAGGGCUAGUUAUGACUGAACAAAGAAACCGGCUGAAGGGGAAGAGAUUAAGCAAACUUUUGUUUUUACAUAGCAUUGACAAAAAAUAUUGGAAUAUGUAAAAAAAAUGUGUUGUCUCGGUGAUUUUUAAUUUUAAUACAUAUAUUUCCUGAUUAAUACAUAUUUUUGUUUUAAUUAAUGCCUAACCUAAAACAAUCGAUAUAUAAGAAACAUCGAUGUAUUUCCCAAUACAUCGUAUUACCAUCGAUGUGACCGAUCGAUGCAUCACAUCGAAAAAAACAUCGAUGUAUAUUUUAAACGUCCAUCCCUAUCCAUAA